Molecule: messenger RNA, 4035 nt
Organism: Diabrotica virgifera virgifera (western corn rootworm)
Lineage: Eukaryota; Metazoa; Arthropoda; Insecta; Coleoptera; Chrysomelidae
Product: glycerol kinase-like
Exons: 12
Coding region: 141-1799 (552 amino acids)
Biological process (GO): triglyceride metabolic process; glycerol metabolic process; glycerol-3-phosphate biosynthetic process
Cellular component (GO): mitochondrion
Molecular function (GO): glycerol kinase activity
Source: RefSeq, a predicted model, not a curated record
UUAAAACGCACCAACAAAUGAUUUCUGUCGAGGUGUUUUGUUAUGGUAAUUUUCUGAUUUUUUAAAUGAUUUUCCUUUCAUAAGGAAUAUACGUAUACAGGAAAUAACCACACAAAGAAAACGAGGAAAAUUCUUUAAUCAUGAGCUCCGUUACUAGAAUGAAGUAUGGUCCAUUAAUCGGAGCCAUAGAUGAAGGAACAUCAAGCACUAGAUUUCUUGUAUUUGCUUCCAAAACAGCAGAAGUCCUUACUUACCAUCAGGUAGACAUUCCUUCCAUUGUACCUAAAGAAGGAUGGUUUGAACAAGAUCCCAUGGUUAUCCUUCAUGCUGUAAAAGAAACUAUAGAAGUUACUUGUGAUAAUUUACAAAAAUUAAAUAUUGAUUAUGCAGAUAUUGUAAGUGUUGGAAUAACUAAUCAAAGGGAGACAACUGUUUUGUGGGAUAAAAAUACUGGACAGCCUUUAUGUAAUGCUAUAGUAUGGAUGGAUAUGAGAACGUCUAGUACAGUAGAUGAAAUAUUAAAACAUGGUAAGCGACGACAAGAUUUUCUCCAAAAUAUAUGUGGUCUUCCUGUUAGUACAUAUUUUAGUGCUCUUAAAAUUAAAUGGAUGAUGGAUAAUGUUCCGGAAGUUAAGAAAGCAAUAGAUGAAGAUAGGUGUUUGUUUGGAAAUAUUGAUACGUGGUUAAUAUGGAAUCUAACUGGAGGUGUUGAUUGUGGUAUGCAUAUCACAGAUGUCACAAAUGCUUCCAGGACAAUGUUGAUGAAUAUUGAAACGUUAAAAUGGGAUAAGAAAUUGUGUGACGUUUUUGGAAUUCCAAUGAAAAUCUUGCCAGAAAUUAAAAGUUCCUCGGAAAUAUACGGAGUUAUAGUUAUGGACAUGAAAUUGAGUGGAGUACCUAUAGCUGGGAUUUUAGGUGAUCAGCAAGCCGCCCUAGUCGGACAGAUGUGUUUGAAGUCAGGCCAAGCGAAAAGUACUUAUGGUACCGGUUGUUUUAUACUGUAUAACACUGGAUAUUCUAUAGUGAGAUCGAAUCAUGGAUUACUUACUACAGUUGGUUACCAAUUUGGAAAAAAAGCAAAACCAGUAUUUGCCUUAGAAGGAUCAGUAGCUAUUGCCGGUAUAUCAAUAACAUGGUUACGUGAUAAUUUGCACAUCAUAAAAGAUGUAUCAGAAUCAACUGAAAUAGCCCAGUCAGUAGAUGAAACGGGAGAAGUUGUUUUUGUUCCUGCCUUUUCUGGUUUAUAUGCUCCAUAUUGGAGGAAAGAUGCAAGAAGUGUAAUUUGUGGAAUAUCGGAUGAAACGAAACCAGGUCAUUUCGUAAAAGCAGCUCUUGAAGCAGUUUGCUUUCAAGUCAGAGAUGUUCUUGAAGCUAUGGCGUUAGACUGUAGAUAUCCACUUCAGAAAUUACUAGUCGACGGAGGAAUGACGAAGAACGAUUAUCUUAUGCAAAUGCAAGCGGAUUAUUGUGGAAUUCCAGUUGUGAGACCAACAAUGACUGAAACAACAUCAUUAGGAGCUGCAAUAGCGGCGGGUAUAGCAGAAGGAGUCGAAGUGUGGCAAAUUGACAAAAUACUUCCAGUGCCUUGUGAUAAUUUCACACCGCAAAUAUCAGAAAAUUUAAGAGAUAUAAAGUACUCAAGAUGGAAAAUGGCUAUUGCUAGAAGUUUAGGAUGGGCAAAACCUGCUGAGUCAAAUGGUGAUUUAAAAAGAAAAAUUGUAUCAGCUGUGCCUGCAGGACUGUUUGUUAUUGGAGUAGCAGCAAUUAUAGUAAUUUCUGAAAUUAUUAAUAAACCUUAACGACGACUUGGUCAAGGAUAAAAAAAAAUGUAAAUGUGUAGAUCUGAAAGCAGUUUUCCGGUACUUAUAAGUUAUAUCAAAGUUAUGUGGUCGUCAAUAUUAAGUGUAAAACAGUAUUAUGUUUUUCAAUAAAGAAAAAGAAAGUAGGGUAUAACGAUAAGCAAGAAUAAAGUAGACGUGAGUUACUUACAUGAUUUUUAUUAUAGAAGUUAUUUUGUCAUAAGAUUUUUGUGCCAUAAAAAUAAUCACACUUGUGUUAUGUCGAUACGAGGUACGUAAUCCAGUUCAUAGCAAAUUCUGCAUUUAAUAGGCAUGUUAUGUGGAGAUAUCUGUAAGGAUAAAAAAUAAUGCUCUAAAGUGUAUACACUAAAAGGAACGAAAUGAUUUAUUAUUUCGAUACCUGAUACAUUUACCAAAAAGUUUUUGGUACAUUUUUUUUUGAUAAAUCAAAAUUUUCUAUUGUUCGUUCAGAAGUUGUUGCAAAAGUUUUAUUAUCGGAACAUUUUUAUGGCAAAAAUAAUUAAGCGAACCAAAUAAUUUUAGUGUAUACUUACUCUGCCGGUAUUUUAGAAUGAUGCAUGGUGUUCUUGAUACAUAAAAAUUGUAUUGUCUAUAGGGCACACUUCACUCAGUGGCGUCGUCGUUGACUUCUUCGUCUCGUGGAGAGGGUGCCGAACUGAUAUCAUCGACGUGGAUCAGCAGGUCGACGUCUUGAUCUUUGUAACCUUAUAGGCUGCUCUGAUGAUGGAAUGGGAGCCUAUCCAGGUCUCUCCGAAUUUCCCUCUAACAUGGUUACGGAUAAGGACCUGCUCGCCUGGGACGUAUCGAAGUGGAUGACCGGCUUCUGGAUUGUCGGAGAAUAGAUUCCGGGCGUAGAUAGUCGCUGUCUGGACGGCUUGCUGGAUUCUCUGUUCCCUCGUCUCCUGGCCUCUAAGUUGGUCCUUGAGAGCGUCUCGGGCGGUGCCAAAGGAAAAGUUCAGCUGGGGUUUGACCUGUGGCGCUGUUGGCUCGGGUCCUCAGGUUGAAGAUGCAACAUUGGUAUCCCAACUUGGAUUCUGGGGUGAACUCACUCGGGCUCUAAGUCCUUUCUUCAGCGUGCUUGACGACAUCCUUGGACAGGGUGGACCAGUAUUACAGGUAGAUGGCUCUUCUUAGGUCUGUAGUUAAUUCUCUCUGGCGUUUAGUUUGCGACUGCGACAGAUGAAACGUCACGAAAUACUAGUGCUAAACCACGAUGUAUAAACCGAGAAUACAAUAAUCAGUUUUUCUAAUUGAACAUCAAGGAUAUAAGAGUAAUUGGUGUUGGGAUGACUCCUAGGACUAGUUUUAAAGCUACUAAAAGGCAUUGGCUUCACAUAUUUAUAGAUUCUAAUAUAAAUACUCUAAUAUGACUUUUCCGGAAAAGCCCAAAAACUUACGGGAAUGUGUUAGGAAUAGAAAUAAUAAUCAGUUAUAUCGAUUAUGAGCGAGUUACGUUACUUUUUGUACUGUAUUUUUAAUAAUACAAUAUGUUGAGUAUUUAAUAACUGCAACAAUUAUGUAUAUUUACGGGUAAAACGUUACCAACCAAGAGACUUGGUCAUUCAUUAAGGUAUGUAUAGAUAUGCGCGCCGCGCAUUUCGCGCCGUGUGUACGCCGUGCGUUCUUGGCGUACCGCACACACGGCGCGAAGUGUUCGGUGCGCAUAUCUUUACGUACCUUUACAGUGUUCAAUUCAAAACGUUGUAUUUUCACAUUGUCAGUCUUUCUAUAUAAGUAAAUUAUUUAUUAUUAUAAUGUUCUAUCUGGUAUUGCUAGCAAUAUGCAUUUUAGAUUCAAUGAUCAAGGAUUAGGUCUCUGAAGCUAUAAAUAUACAGGUGAAGUCGCUAUAUUGUUCUUUUUAGAAGCUUAACUUAAUGUCGGUAGCAAAUUUGAACAUUAUUUAUGACCUUUAAUGAGAAUUAACCACAAUUUUAGUUGAAAAUACGUUUAUUUGACCCUUCCAUUUCCACUGCGGAGUGACAAUCGGGAAACCUUAUUUUCAACUGAAAUUGUGACAUUUCUUUUAAAGAUAAUGAAUAUUGAGAAUAUCGUGCAUUUUACUUUUGUAUUUUGUUUCAUAAAUGUGAUUUUGUUGUAUGUCAAUAUGAUUUAUGUUAACUUGGUUGUUCUUGUUAAGCUGUGAGUAGAUUUUGUAGUUCGGAGCUGUGAUUGUAAAUUAUGAAAUAUUGUGAAUAAAACGAAUUUGUUAAUGUUA